UCAGCAUUGCAGCAUACAUCUGUAGUAGCUACAUCGCCGUUACUUUGUCUGACUAGUGCAGCUACAUCAUUAUGUGCACCGUCUCUAACAUCGUCAACAACAUCAAGUAUGCCAUUGCCUACUCCUGCAGUGAGAUUAUGUGCACCACCUGUAACGUCUGCAGCUACAUCGAGUGUGCCAUGGCCAACUCCUGUCCCUAGAUCGUGUGCAUCGUCGUUGGCUGUUACUGAGGAAUCCUGUGCACCGUCUCCUACAGCACCUCAACCUUCUACCUCCUUCCCAUCCACGUUUGAUGCAACCGAUUCUAUUAAUGAACCAGAUUUAUCUACACCGCCUCCGAUACCAGCACCGAGGUCGUUUAUUACGAGUGCGAACACCGAAGAAAGACUAUCAGCAUCGCAAUCAAGUUCUGAGAACUACGAUCUAAUUCUCGAAUUACGACACAGGAUACUGAAGAGUUUACAUCCUUUGAUGCAGCGACAAAACCGACAAGUGGAAUGAAACAACUUGCGGAUGGAUACGAUGUCUUUAUUUCAAUAAAAGAGUUGUCAUCAAUAGAGGAAAAAUGGAUUAAGAACAGCAAGGAAAUGAUCAGAAGUUUAAUGAAAUUAAUUAUUUGAAAAUCUCAAUUAAAGCUUAUGACGCCCACUGAUAGAAAUAACUAUAGAAAAAUACCAGGAACACUAUACAACGCCGUUUUCUAUUACGUUAACGGUAAAGUUGAAGUAGAACACCGGCUCUCACCAUUAGACUAUCGCAGAUGUCUUACUCUAAUGUGAAAUGGGUUGAGAAAUCCUAAAAACUAAUGCAAUCCUGUUGAUAGCUUUCAAAAUUCAUGGAUCUAAUUUAAUAAAUUUUGAAGAAAGACGAUCUGGCGACUUAGAAUCAAAAAAUUCGAUUAUAAUACCUGUGUUUUUAACGUCUGUUCUUUCUGGUCCUUAUAUUAAUACCGAAAUACAUGUAGGUAGAUACACAGGACAAGGUGUAGACAAAAGCUCGGAGAGAAGUGCCACCAAAUAAAUUAUAAAUCAAUUUUCGAAAUUACGUGUUAUUAGGCUGCACUGUCGGCGGCUUUACAACCCUUUCCAGUGAUCUAAAAUCUUUAUGAA
Messenger RNA from Nasonia vitripennis (jewel wasp), 1109 nucleotides. RefSeq names its product flocculation protein FLO11-like. Bases 109 to 501 code for a protein of 130 amino acids. The transcript is spliced from 4 exons. The record is from RefSeq and is a predicted model, not a curated record. NCBI's taxonomy places the organism in Eukaryota, Metazoa, Arthropoda, Insecta, Hymenoptera, Pteromalidae.